AUGGGAGCAAAAAGCAGUAGUGGAGUUGAAGCGAAAGACUGCACAGAGGUUGGUGGAAAAGAAGUUGCUAAGAAAAAAAGACCUACCAUAGUGGUCAGCGAUGAUGAGGAUAGUGAACAUAGUCAAAGUGUAAGUGAGAUUGCUAUCACUGAUAACCAUGAAAAAGAGACUGGCCCUGUUGUUGAGAGUGGUGAUGAGAAUGACCCCGUUGUUGAGGUCGGUGUCACUGAUGGUGAGACCAAUGUUGUACAAUCUCCUCCAUCUGCCUAG
This is a messenger RNA of Arabis nemorensis, 270 nucleotides long. Lineage: Eukaryota; Viridiplantae; Streptophyta; Magnoliopsida; Brassicales; Brassicaceae. The record is from the annotation of a GenBank genome assembly.